AUGAUCCUCCCAGUGUUCGCCCACGGAGGUCUCUAUACCGUGGCUCGUACAAGGCAGACUGCCCGCAAAUUGACCAGUGGUAAAGCACCGAGGAAGCAACUCGCUACAAAAGCCGCUCGCAAGAGUGCGCCCUCUACUGGAGGGGUGAAGAAACCUCAUCGCUACAGGCCUGGUACUGUGGCACUCCGUGAAAUUAGACGUUAUCAGAAGUCCACUGAAUUUCUGAUUCGCAAACUUCCUUUCCAGCGUCUGGUGUGGGAAAUUUCUCAGGACUUCAAAACAGAUCUGCGCUUCCAGAGCGCAGCUAUUGGUGCUUUGCAGGAGGCAAGUGAGGCCUAUCUGGUUGGCCUUUUUGAAGACACCAACCUGUGUGCUAGCCACGCCAAACGUGUAACAAUUAUGCCAAAAGACAUCCAGCUAGCACGCCGCAUACGUGGAGAACGUGCUUAAGAAUCCACUAUGAUGGGAGACAUUUCAUUCUUUAA
This is a messenger RNA of Dama dama (fallow deer), 485 nucleotides long. Its product is annotated as histone H3.3A-like. The transcript is spliced from 2 exons. Gene Ontology annotation, cellular component: nucleosome. Lineage: Eukaryota; Metazoa; Chordata; Mammalia; Artiodactyla; Cervidae. The record is from RefSeq and is a predicted model, not a curated record. The coding region runs from base 1 to 450 and encodes 149 amino acids. Gene Ontology annotation, molecular function: protein heterodimerization activity; DNA binding; structural constituent of chromatin.